AUGAGAUUCUACAACCGCAGGUUGCUCCUACAGUACGAGGAUGUUCCAAUCUCAACACCUCCUCAAAUCCAACCCACCACCGAAUCCAAAGCCGCAUCUUCACCGUCCAUUCCAACCAUUCCAUCAAGAACAAGCACAAGCCCUUUAAAUCUACCGCUACCGAUACAUCCGAUUUUCUCUUCCAACGUAGCCUACUCCUUCCUCCUCAUCUUCUCCACCUUCUUCUUCGCGGGCUUCGUCAUCUUGUCAAUCCGCGAAGUUUCAUCCCGGCGGCGACGUGGGCUUCCUGCGCAACGGGGGUUGGAUCCCGCCGCCGUGAAGGCUCUGCCGGUUUGUUCGUACGAGGAGGAUACGAAGCAGCCGGACUGUGCGAUUUGUUUGGAGGAGUUUCAAGAAUGUGAUGAAGUCAAGAUUGUUCCGUACUGUAGGCACGUGUUUCAUCCGGAAUGUAUUGACACGUGGCUUUCUUCGCACGUGACUUGUCCUAUUUGCAGGUGCGUUAUUAAAGUUUGCGGUGGGAGUGUCGAUCAAAAUGCCCAAAGAUCAACGGUGGAGAAUGGAAGUUGA
Messenger RNA from Vicia faba (fava bean), 567 nucleotides. Lineage: Eukaryota; Viridiplantae; Streptophyta; Magnoliopsida; Fabales; Fabaceae. The record is from the annotation of a GenBank genome assembly.